Megalops cyprinoides (Indo-Pacific tarpon) is the source of this 15435-nucleotide messenger RNA. RefSeq names its product HYDIN axonemal central pair apparatus protein (gene hydin). The record is from RefSeq and is a predicted model, not a curated record. The transcript has 86 exons. Gene Ontology annotation, biological process: axonemal central apparatus assembly; cilium movement. Gene Ontology annotation, cellular component: axoneme. The coding region runs from base 83 to 15388 and encodes 5101 amino acids. NCBI's taxonomy places the organism in Eukaryota, Metazoa, Chordata, Actinopteri, Elopiformes, Megalopidae.
GAGAGAUGGUACACUAUUGCACACAGACGAAAGAGAAUUAAUGUUACAUUUUAUGAGGUGAUCAAAAGGAAAAGAAUUCACCAUGCCGACCUCCAAAGUGCAGGCCGCCUCCAACACUCUCCAGAGCUUAUCUCUGAAAUUGCCCGAGGGGUUCAGGAGCAAAGUGGUGGCACCCCGAAACCCCAAACUGGUGAAACAGGAAAACAAGCACAUCAGACUGACCCCGUCUGCGUAUGCACAGGAGAUGUCUCAGACCACAGAGCAGCGUCUGGCCAACACACGUGAGAUGCACCCGCCCCGCAUGCUGGGGCUGCUGGACAUGAGCGAGACCACCCACCAGAAGUUCUCCUCAGUCGAUGUGGACCAGCCGAUGUUCCAGCCCUUCCCCUCAGAGAUCGUCUUCCAGAACUACACACCCCCCGAGACCUACGAGGUUCCCCUGGUGCUGCGCAACAAUGACAAGAUCCCUCGGCUGGUGAAGGUGGUGGAAGAAGGGUCCCUGUACUUCAAAGUGGUCAGCCCCCCGGACGUUUGCAGCAAAGUGGCGCCAGGCAUGGCCUCCACUUUCACCAUCCUCUUCACACCUCUGGAGAACAAGGACUAUUCCCACAGGCUGAUCUGUGUGACGGAGAGGGAGAAGUUCGAGGUGCCCGUCCGGGCGAUCGGGGCCCGUGCCAUCCUGGACUUCCCCGACCACCUGCACUUCCCCCUCAGCCCUGUCAAGUGCCCCGCCCACAGGACCCUGCUGGUGCGCAACAUCGGCAACGGCGAGGCCAGGUUUCAGCUCAGCACACAGAGCCCCUUCUCUGUGGAGCCUGCGCUGGGGAACCUGGGGGUGGGGGAGAGCAUGCAGGUGACCGUGGAGUUCCUGCCCAAAACCACCGGCGACCAUGCCCAGGACCUGCUGCUCCACUACCAUACAGGUGAGGACAUCUACAUCAGCCUGUACGGAGCCGCCACUGAUGUCAACGUGCGGCUGGAGAAGAACUCCGUCAUCGUGGAGAAGACCUACAUCUCCAUGGCCAAUCAGCGCUCGGUCGCCAUAGUGAACAGGAGCGAUGUCAUCGUGCACUACCAAUGGAAGAGCUUCGCCGCUGAGGAGGAGGAGGAGCAACAGAAGCUGAGGUUAUGUGGGGACCUGCAGAGGGAGGAGGAGGAUGAGAUGGAGUCGUUCCUGGCGGAGUGUGGGGCGGACCCCCUGCUGAGGGACCGCCUCUCUCUGCUCUCCCGCACCUUUCAGGAGCGCCGUCGGCAGCUGCGGGACGGAGCGCUGGCCUUCUGCGACGAGCACAUCACCCUGGACCCGCCGGAAGGAGACAUUUGGCCCAACAGCACCGCAGAGGUGAACAUCGUCUUCAGACCUCAGGAGGCCAGAACGUACCAGCUGACUGUGUACUGUGACAUCACAGGUCGGGAGUCUCGCCUGCCUCUGCGCAUUAAGGGUGAGGGCAUCGGCCCCAGGCUGCAGUUCAGCUUUGAUCUGCUGGACAUGGGAAACAUCUUCAUCCGCUCCAAGCACAGCUACGAGGUGCUCCUGACCAAUAAGGGGCUGAUUGAUGCCCCCUUUCACCUGGUGCCCCCCAGCUCCGCCCAGGGCGUCUGCUUCUCCUUCAGCCCCAGUGAGGGGACGGUGCCCCCCGGGGCCUGCCACGCCAUGGAGGUGGCCUUCUGCUCCGGCACCCUGGGGGCUUUCACCGAGGAGUUCCUCUUCUCUGUGGCUGGAAACCCCCGUCCCCUCACCCUCACAUUCAGGGGGCGUGUGAUGGGACCCACCUUCCACUUCAAUGUGCCUGCACUGGACUUCGGUGACGUGUCCUUCGGCUUCCCCCACACGCUGACAUGCCGUCUGAGCAACACUUCUCUGGUUCCCCUGACCUUUGGCCUGCGUGUCCCGGGAGACGGCAACGGGCGUCCAAGUGUCACCAGCAUUGCCCAGAUCUCAGAUCUCACCCGGGAGGAGUGGGAGGGGGGCAGCAGUCUGGCAGACCGCCCCGCCGAGUUUAACAUCACCCCCACCUCUGGCACAGUGCGCGCCCAGGGGCUUGUAGACAUCAAGGUGACUUUGUGCUCUAACUCGGUGCAGUGCUACAGCAUGGCGCUGGUGGUGGAUGUACAGGGUGUAGGAGAGGAGGUUCUGGCCCUGCCCAUCACUGCCAGGUGUGUUGUACCUGCCGUGCUGCUUGACCCCCCGGCGCUGGACUUCCAGAGGUGCUUCUUGCAUCACCCAUACGAGCGGGUGGUGAGGCUGACCAGUGAGAGCAACCUGCCUGUGUGUUACGGCCUCAUCUCUCAGGGCUACGAGGAGAGCGCCUCUGUGCUGUACUCCAGCCCCCACCCUCGUGGCGUGGUCCCGCCCCGCGGGUCUGUGGAUCUGCCCCUCGUCCUGCAGGCGAGGGCGGUGGGGCGGACCCAGGUGACCGCACACAUUGCCCUGUUCGGCAGCACAGCGCCCCCUCUGGGCGUGCUCCUGUCCUGCACCGGAGAGGGCCCGGUCGUCCAUGUCAGCGCCCCCGCGGUGGAUUUCGGCAGCAUCCCGGUGCUGAUGGAUGUUUCCAGGACUCUACAGCUGUGGAACCAGUCCCCUGUCCCGGCCCGCUUCCAGGCACAAAUGGUAAGCAGCAGGUCGCUGUGGAGGGUGGAGCCCAGCGAGGGGGAGGUCCCACCUGACGGGGGGGUGGAGCUGAAGCUGGUGGCUCACCUGGAUGACACCCUGCGCUUCCAGGACAAGCUUCAUCUGGCCGUCCGGGACAGCCACACCCACACCAUCCCUGUCUCUGCCACCGGCAAGGGCACCACCAUCAUUGCUGACCGGCCUUUCGCUCCUAGCCUCGACCUGGGAGCUCAUUUCAGCACAGGCCCCUGUGAGUACCACUUCAGACUGACCAAUCGCGGGCGGCGCUCUCACCAGCUGUACUGGAUGACGGAGGGGUUCCCUCAGUUCCGACGGCGGGUGGCCCAGCCCCCCCACGGCGGCGGCCCGCGGGACAGCAUGCGGCGGGACGCUCUGGCCCCCCCCGAGCCCACUGCCCCCGUUUUCAGCCUGCACCCCCAGCGUGUGGAGCUGGCCCCCGGCCGGUCGGUGGACAUGGUGCUGACCGGUUCCUCCGACACCCCCAAGGUGGUGCAGGAGAGGCUGGUGUGCCAGGCCAUCGUGGGGCAGCAGAGUGGGAAAGUGAAGAUCAUGACGGUGGACGUCAGGUGCCAGUUUGUGUCUCCGGUCCUGGACGUCUCCUCUCAGGAGCUGCGCUUCUACGUGGAGAAGGCUCCGGGUGUCUCCCUGCUCCCCCUUUUCCAGCCUCUGGUGCUGGGGAACGUGUCCUCUCUCCCCCUGGCCAUGGAGCUGUCUCUGUCCGAGCCCUUCGGCCUGUGUGCGCACCCUGACGACCAGGCGGCUGUCCUGUCAAAGUCCCUGGUGCUGGGUGUAGGGGAACGGGUGGAGCUGUGGGUGCGCUUCAACCCCUGGUUCCGGCGGGACAGCGUGACCCGGGUGGCGGAGCAGGUUCUGGAGGUGCGGUACCGGGACCAUCCUCAGCGGGACACAGUGGGCCUGAGGGGUGAGGUGCACUUCCCAAACCUGAGCUUCUCCAGCACCAGCCUGGACUUCGGCUGCGUGCUGAACCACACCGAGACCCAGCGCCAUGUGACCAUGACCAACUGCAGCCCGCUGCCCGUCGCCUACCGCUGGGCCUUCCUGCUGGACCAGGACCAGUACCGCAUCAGGGAGGGCGGAGGCAGACCCCCUCCUGGCUGCAGCACAGAGGAGCAUCCCCUUGGCUCACUGCACCAAUCACGGGAAACGGAGCUCACCAAAGUGCAGCUGGAGGAUGAGGAUGAGGAGAAGAGGGACCCCGAAAACGAGACGACAGAAGGGAGGGGCUCCCCCAAGGACAGACCCCCCUCACACAGUGCCCCCACUUUCAUCCAGGAAAAUCAGCCAACAUCACAAAGCCAAGCAACCAAAGGACUGGAUCAGAACCAAGACUGCAGCCAGACUUCACAAAGUCAGGAGGCCCAAGGUCUGGAUCAGAACCAAAGUGCCCUGAGCCGCAGCCCUGGAGAGCAUCCCAGCGUAGGAGUGGAACAGGUGUUUGACAUCCUGCCGCUCCACGGCGUCCUGCAGCCAGGUGAGAGCCAGCAGGUGACCUUCACCUUCUACGGGCACGCGGACAUGAGCAGCCAGGUGCUGGCACUGUGUCAGGUGGAGGACGGGCCCACCUACGAGAUCCCCCUGAGGGGAGAGGCCUCCCUGCUCACCUACACGCUGGACAGGACUGAGAUCGACCUGGGCCUGCAGUUGUUUGACCGUGUCGGGGAGGCAGAGGUCACUCUGAGGAACACAGGGAAAGUGGGGUUCGAGUUCACCGUUCUUCUGGGGUCACAGGACGCAUCCUCAGGGGACCCCUUGCCCGGCGUGCCGCUGGUCGUUCCCCACAGGGGCUACAUAGAGGCGAAGGCGGAGCAGAAGCUGACGGUCUACUUCCUCCCAGGGACACCUGAGGUCUUCCACACGACCUUUGACCUCCAGGUGUCCUUCUUCGAGCCGGAGACCAUCACGCUGAAAGGGGAGGGCGUCUUCCCCAGGGUGUGCCUGGACCUGCCCAGGAUCCUGGAGGAGGAGCGGUACGGCUCCGUGCUGAAGGAGGCCAGAGAGGCCGUGGAGAGGGAGAGGCAGAGGGAGGACACCCCCAGCCGCCCCACCACCGGCGCGGGGGACCUGUCUGUGGAUGACUACGUCCCCACCUACGACGCCCUCCUGCAGAUGGAGGUGGAGAGGCUGCUGGUGAAGCAGAACGCCGAGCUGCAGGUGGAGGGGAAGGAGGAGGACAGCAGCGACACGCCCACAUCCAGCAGCAGGUGGCGCAAGAGGCUCAGCAGGUUUACUCUACCUGAGUACCUGCUGGACUUUGGCUGUGUGAUCCACGGCAGCGUGCCGACCCACAUCGUCAAAGUGACCAACACCGGACCCGUGUCUGUGUGCUUCCGAGCCGACCGCCGCCUCUUGGCCGAGGCAGGGUUCAGCGCGGAGCUCGACAGGGUGAGGAACCUGCCAUACUGUGAGACGGAAACCUUCGAGGUGAAGUUCGACCCGUACGGGGCCAACCUGGAGCUGGGGCCGGUGGAGACAGUCAUGCCCAUCCAGGUGGUGGGCGGUCCUUCAGUGCAGGUGCGCCUGCGGGCGCUGGUCACCAUGCCCACCCUCACCAUCUCCACGGAUACGCUGCAGUUCGGCACCAUCCAGUGUGGGCAGUGUCAGGUCAUCACCAUCCAGCUGUCCAAUCAGGAGCCGGUGCCCUGCAAGUGGGCGGUGGCAGAGGAGGAGCGGCCUAAGAAGAAGAUCGACAAGCACGUGCCCCCCCACCUGAGACGCAAGGCCCGGCAGGAGCAGCCCGCGCCCCCCGCGGUGUUCCAGAUGCUGCCCCCGGCCGGGCUGCUGUUGCCUGGCGACAGGGUCAACGUGCAGGUCAAGUUCAGCCCUGCUGAGGGGAGGGUGUACAGUCAGCGGCUGGUGGUAACCGUGGCGCAGAGCUCUCAGCGUGUCCUGCUAUUGGCUCAGGGGCAGGGGGAGGAGCCCCGGCUGGAAUUCUCCACCCCCAUUCUGGAGCUGGGCCCCGCCCUGCCCUACAGCGCGGGUGAGGAGGGGGAGGUGCUGGUCCGAAAUCCCUGCCCCUUCCCCAUCGAGUUCUACUCCCUGGAGUACGACAGGCAGUACCUGGAGGAGGAAGAGAUCCUGCGCGUGGUGAAGGGGUACGAUGCCAGGAACAUGCUGCUGCUGCCCCCCCGCGCCCCAGGGGAGAUGCUGCCCCCAGAGCUGCUGGAGUACUACAAAGACCAGAAUGCACUGCAGCAGGAGGAGGGGCCGAAACCCAGCUCAGCUAAGGAGAGGGGCAGCCCGGGGGGUGGGGGGAAGGAAGAGGGGGCAUGCUCCCCCCUGCACCCCCAGACAGGGGACCACCACACUGAGGACGACAAAACAAUACCCCCCAAGGAGGGCACCACAAGUGGAGAGCUGGCUAAAGACGCAGGGGACAGUAAACCUCUAGUCAGCGUGGGUGAGCUGGCAGCCAAUCCCGUCUCCAGAGCCAUCGCCCGACACAUGGGCAUCGACCUGUCGCCUGAGGGCCAGGCCGCCCGAAACCGCCGCGGCAUCGCCAUCAUCAUGCAUGGGGCGCCCCUCUCUGGUAAGACGCGGGCGGCGGUGGCGCUGGCGAAGCACUACGGCGCGGCGUGUCUGAGCGUGGACGCGGCGGUGCUGGAGGCGGUGUCCAGCGGGGGCAGCGGGGCGGGGCUGCAGGCCAGGGAGCUGUGUGCCCGAGCGGCCAUGGAGCACGCUCAGAGGAAGGCCGAGGAGGCCGCCCAGGCUGCAGUGGACGUGGUAGGCCCGGCCAGUCAGGGCACAGGCUUCCUCAGUGUGGAGGCUCUGGCCAAACACACAGCGGAGGGCAGCCAAUCAGGCGAGACCAAGGCUGUCCCUUCCUCACUCUCCACCCGCAACAAGAACAGCAUCACAGGAACAAAGAAGAAUGAGGGUUCACAGCCCACCCCCACCACACAGCCCGCUGGCAGUGGGCCGGUGGGAGUGCUGGAGGCUCCCAGACCCAGGCAGCUGAGUGUGAGCGGCAGUCUGGCUGGAGACCUGGGCCUCAUGAGCUGCCUGCUGCCUGACGAGCUGCUGGUGGACAUCCUCGCAGAGAGGCUACAGCUGAGUGAUUGUCACCGCGGCGUGGUGAUUGACGGCCUGGAGAGCCUAUACUGUCGCUCCCUGACCAGCACCCUGCAGGUCAUCCUCAAGGCCUUCAACAACCGGCCCCACAUCUACCUGGUGGACCUGUCCCACAGCUUCCAGGGACUAAAGGCCAGGGAGAGGGCGGAGCGGGAGGCCCAGGAGAGGGAGGCGCAGGAGCGUGUGGAGAGGGAGAGGCUGCGUCUGAAGGAGAUGGAUGAGGAUGAGUACGACGCGCUGCCCGAGGAAGAGAGGGAGCGCAUCGACAACCGACACCUGGAGGAGCUGAGAGAGCGCAGACGCAGGGAGGAGCAGGAGCGGGCGGAGAGAGAGGAGGAGGAGCGCAGGCUGCAGGAGGAGCAGGAGAGGCUGAGGGAGGAGGAGGAGCAGAAGAGGAAGAACAGGAAAGCCAAGAAGGAGCCCCCGAAGGAGGACGCGUCCGGGAAGAGGAGUCAGAUGGACAGGAAGCAGUCGGCGGCUGCGCUGCGGUCAGACUCAAAGCUCGACCUGCCCACAAAGGACUGGACGAAGACUUCCUCCUGCGUGGACACCAAGGAGUCCACAGAGGGCGUCAGAGAGCCGGAGGAGGGAGGCAGGAAGGGGAGGAGCAAGGAGGGUCAGGAGGAGUCACCAGUACCCAAUGAGGAUCAAGAGAAAGAGCAGAUGAGUGAAGCCGAUAAGCUGCUGCUGUCUCGUUUCCGGCUCUACGAGCAGAGCCAGCCCCUCGUCUCACACACCCUGCAGUACUGGGACCGUGUGCAGGGUCACCUGUACCAGGCCCCGCCCUCUGAGGCCCCACCCCCCGAUGCCCAGGACUCCGCCCCUGAGCGGCGGGCCCCCUCGGGGAAGAAGAGCAAGAAGGAGCGGGAGAAGGAGAAGGCGGAGAAAGAGAGGGAGCGUCUGGAGAAGGAGAGGCUGAGGGCGGAGGUGUCCUUGCUCUCCCCGGGCCCUGCCCAACCUUCGGGGGAGACCCUGGAGGGGGCGGAGCCAGAUCCCCCGCCCGAGGGCGUGCCCCACAUCCUGCUGUCUGUCAGUGGGCGGGAUCACCCCAGCGGGGCGGAGAUCGUAGGGAGUGGGAGGUUGCCCCCCCUCGAAGAGGUGUUGGACGGGCUGGGACAGGGACCCAGUGGCCCCCCCAUCCCCCCUCCCAUCAUCUACUCCGAGGUGCCAUACCCUGAGCAGCGGGCCCCGCCCAGCACUCAGGAGGGUGCCACCCACUUCACCUUCAUGGCCCCGCCCACCACUGAAGACUUCGGCGAGGACAGGAGGGAGACGGAGACUGAGGCCGACACUCUGAGUACUGCGUCCCUGGUCAAGGAGGACCCAGUGACGCCCUCUAAAGGCCGAGGCAGGAAGGGCGAGACGGGAAGGGAGAGUCAGAGGGAGAGGAGGCGCACGCCAGGCAGGAGGAGCACGAGAGGAGCAGAGUCCCGCUCCCCUCCCCUCAGUGCUACCACCCCCCUGUCUGACACCGAGCAGAGCACCCUCACCACAGAGUCCCAGCAGGACAGCAACCCGCGUUUGACCACAUUCCGCUGGGUGGUCCCAGCCAAUGGGGAGGUGACCCUGAAGAUCUGGUUCCACUCCUCACUGCCGGGCAGAUUUGAGCACACGCUGAACUUCGAGCUGUUGGGCACCAGGAGGCGCUAUCAGCUGCACUGCAGGGGAGUGUGUGCCUUCCCCACCAUCAGCACAGACUACAAGGUUGUGUUUUCUCGCUGUAAGAAGGCCCUGCAGUCGGACGACAGCCUGCAGAAGGCCUACGUCAUCCAGUCUGGGGUGUACGAGUUCGGCCCGCUGCUGUGCCGAAAAUCCAGAGACAGGUACAAGGAGGGCACGUAUCCUGAGAACAUGGAGAGGCUGAUGAUCCAUAACUGCUCGCCGCUGGAUGCCGAGGUCCACUUCUGCUUCCAACACGACACCAAGGCCACGACCUUCCUGCUGGACCCACCCACCAUGGCCCUCAAACCCAAUGAGAAACAGGAGCUGAGGGUGUGGGCGUACCCCACGGCUCCUGGCCCGUUUGAGGACAGUGUGGUGUGCUGUGUGAGGGAGAACCCCGACCCCGCCCUGUUCCCCGUCUCCUGCCGCGGCGUUCGCCUGGAGCUGGAGCUCGACCGCAAGCAGCUCCACUUCGACAAGGUGCUGCUCAGCAGGCGAGACACUAAGAGCCUGUGUUUGCGGAACGCCACGCCCCUGCCCGCCGCCUGGAGAUUGGCUGGGCUGGAGAAGCUGGGGGAGGAGUUCAGCGUGACCCAGGACCAUGGCGUCGUCCCGCCUAGAUCCGAGUUCCACCUGCAGAUGCACUUCAGGUCCUUGAAGGCCGUCAACCUGAAGAGAGCGGCCAGCCUGGAGGUGUCGGAUGUGGACAACAUUCUGGGCCUGGUCCAGACGGAGAACCUCCAGAUUUUGGCGGAGGCAUACGACGUGGCUCUAGACAUCUCCUUCCCCAAAGGGGCUGAUGGAGGCCUGGACUUCGGGACCAUCAGAGUAUCAGAGGAGGCGAAGCUGUCUGUGACACUGAAGAACAAGGGCAAAUACGAGAUCGCGUUCAAGUUCCUGCUGAAGCCCACAGACCCAGACAUGCCCGACCUGAGCUCCCUCUUCAGCAUCACGCCCCUGAAGGGCUCCCUGAACCCCAGUGAGCGCCCCACCGCCGUGCACUUCCUCUUCCGCCACAACAGGGAGGUGUCAAUCAAAGAGCAGCAAAUCCUCUACUGCCAGGUGAUUGAGCCGAACAUUGCGGAGGGGGGCGAGACCAUCGCCUGCAUCCCCAUAAAGGUGUCGGUCCAGUCCCUCUUCAGCAGAUACAGCAUCCUGCCCUCCACCGACAUCAACUUUGGCCCCCUUGUCUACGGCAGCCGCAAGGUGCGCACCUUCACCCUGGAGAACAAGGGCCACUUCGAGUUCCGCUACACCAUCACCAGGAUCUCCAAGGACCUGCCCCCACCCAGCCAGAGAAAGGGUGUCGGCACACUCAGGCGUUCUCGAUCUCGGGAGAGUGGUUCUGGGAAAGGCAGCAGGGUCCGGAGGAAUGAGUCCAUCCAGAAGGAGACGGGCGUGUCCGUACAGGCCCGUUUCACUGCGGGGGUGUUCACUGUGUCCCCUGGGUUUGGGACGCUGGGCCCCGGGGGUCAGCAGGUGGUGACAGUCGACUGUGUAGCUGACCAGACCGGCAGGUGGGAUGAGUUUCUGGUCCUGGAUGUGACCGACCGUGACCCCAGCGAUCACCCCGACGGCAUCCCUUACCAGCUGGCGGCUGAGGUGUGCGUGCCAGGUAUAAUGUACAAGGACUUUGCGUCCAUCUUCGAGGAGCACCGCAUCUGUGAGAACAGCAGUCUGCUGCACUGUGAGCAGCACAGAGACGCCACAGGCAUCUACAUCCGGGACGAGAACAAGUUCGUCUUCAACAACGUGCUGGUGGGCCGGCCCUCCGAGGCCCGAUUCCGCAUCACCAACGCGGGCAGGGUGCCCUGCGAGCUCAGCCUGGCGGUCAAACCCGUCCUCACCAAGGUUCAGAUGCGCAGCGGUGACGUGUUUGAGGUGACACCCUCCAAAAUGUGCAUCCCCAGCCACUCACUCUCCUUCGCCGUGGUAACCUUCACCCCACAAACCAUGCAGACCUACCACGCUGUGUUCGAGGCCUCAAUAGAGGGUGCUUCCAGCGUGAUGCAGCUGGUGCGCUCGAAGGGGCUGGUGUUGGACCUGAUGGGGGAGGGGACCCUGCCGUGCGUGAGUGUGCUGCGGCCGACGCUCCGCAGCGCUCGGGGGAACCCGCUGCUGCAGUUCCAGCGCCUCCUGCUGGGCCGUGGACGCACCCUCCCGCUGGUGCUGAGAAACGACGGCAGCGUACCUGCACAGGUUAACAUCGAGAUGCUGGACAGGGUGGGGGUGUUCACCCUGAGAGCUGCUCCUGACACUGUCUGCCAUGCCCUGUCAGCCACGGCCCUGCACAGCGACUCCGGUGCAGACAGACAGGUGGCGCACUUGGGCUCCCUCUCCCUCACCCCGGGCCAGCAGGCGGAGUUUGAGGUGGAGUUCCGUCCCACUGAGGCGGGGAGCUUUGAAUGCGACCUGCGCCUCCAAGUUCAGGACAACCAGUACGAGGAGACGCUGGUGCAGCUGGCAGGGGAGGGGUACCAGGAUGUCAUCACCAUGGACAACAUCGGCAGCAAGCCCCACCGAGCGGAAUCUCCUUUACCCUCAGAAUUCAGGUCUGACUUGCUGAACUUCGGAGACUGCCGGGUGGCCACGCCCUACCAGGAGACCCUCACCCUGACCAAUCACAGCAGCUCGGAGGUGCUGAGGUUCGAGUGGCCCUCCGACAGCCCGCAGGUCAGGUUCUCGCCCCGGGUGGGCCACCUCCACACCAGCUGCGCCAAAGAGGUGACGGUGACGUUCCAUGCCGAGCAGCCCGUCACCCUGGACGCUCAGCCAAUCAGGUGCAAGCUCUGCCAGGUGCUGUUCCUGCAGCCCGUUGACCAGGUGCCCGACUGGGACGACCGGCUCAGAACCGUGAAGUGGGUCGACACCGGGAAGCAGGACUCAACACCGGGACCCGCCAAGAGGAAGGUGAUCGAGACGGACCCGGAACCGGAGCACUCCGUGGUGGAGAACUCGACCCGCGAGGUGGAGCUGCUGAUCAGUGCUGUGUGUGACUACGCCCAGUUCACCUGCCCCUCUGAGCCCAUCCGCUUCAAAGACACGCUGCUCUACCAGACCAGAGUGUUCCAGCUGAAGCUGUGCAACGCCGGGAAGGUGGAGCUGGAGUUCUCCUGGCAGGUGCUGAUGGACAGGUGUGGGAAGACAGUGAGCUUUGGGCCUGCAGAGGACUCUCGGGCGGUCACCCCUCGCUCUCGCCCGGUCAGCAGGGCGGCGCUGCGUCCCGUUAGUGCCCUGGAGAGCCUGUCGUCUGCGCUGCAGGGGGACCCCACCCUGCCCCCCUUCUCUGUGGAGCCCAGCAUGGGGACCGUCCCCCCAGGGGGCAGCCAGGCCUGCCACGUCACCUUCUCCCCCCUCGAGGUGGCCGAGUUCGAGGGCCGGCUCGUCUGUAGCAUCUCUAACCUGCGGGAGGGUCAGGGCCCUGCGGUGGCGGUGAGUGGGCGGAGUCUGCUGCCGUUCUGUCACUUCCAGCUGGAAGACUCGGACUACCUGAGCGGGGGGCGGCGCAGGCCAGACCUGCGGGGGCCCCAUGGAGCCCCCCCCAGGGCCACUCUGGACCCCAACACCAGGGUCAUCGAGAUCAGCUCUGUGGGCGUCGGCACACCCGUCCCCAGGGUAUUCAGUGUAAUGAACCCCACCAGUAAGCCAUACUCCUUCAGGUGGAGGUGUGAGGAUUCAGACCCCUUCCCCUUCCGCUGUGUCACACCUAAAGGCUCCAUUCAGCCUGGGAAGAGAGUGGAGAUCUGCUUUGAGUUUGUGGCUCGGGAGCUGGAGGUGGUGGAGUCCUUCUGGACCUUCCUGAUCGCUGAGCAGGGCGUGUCCGUGCCCUUCCUGCUGGUGGGCACCGCCAGGGAGCCCGUCGUCUACCUGGACCGCGCCCACCUGAACCUGGGCAGCCUGCUCGUGGGUCGGGAAGUCUGUGAGACCGUGUACAUGGUGAAUGCAGAGGACACGCCCUUUCACUUCGUCAUCCGCGAAAACUCCCGCCACUCUGAGGCCUUCCGGGACAGCCUGCUGCUGGAGCCCAUGAAGGGCAGCGUGCCACCCCGAAACAGGUUACCUGUGGUGCUGUCCUUCAGCCCCGCCCAGGAGGGCCCUGUGACCUUUAACCUGGUGUGUGACGUGAAGGGGAAGGUGCAGCCGCUGACCCUGAACGUGAAGGCAGACGGCUUCAGCAUGCGUGCCUGCGUGCACUGCGAGGGGCCACAGGGGGGCGUCACUGAGCUUAGCCCUGGCACUGUCCACCAGGUGGACUUCAAGCAGGUGGAGCUGAGUGAUAAAUCCUCCUGUCACUUCCUGGUGUCGAACCCGGGGAAGUACAGCCUGGAGGUGCAGUACGAGCUGUGGGGCCCGGCGGAGCUGCAGCGCCACCUGCAGGUGGAGCAGGAGAGGAGCAUCGUGGCGGUGGGCCAGCAGAGCCGAUGCACCGUCACCUUCUCCCCACUGCAGAAGUGUGUGCUCAAGGAGACCGGCCUCUCCAUCCAGGUGAGGAACGGGCCUGUGUUCCGCUGCUCCCUCUCGGGCUCGGCGGUGCCGCCUGGGGUGGACUUCUCCUUCCGCAAACACAACUUUGGGAUGAACUUCAUCUACCAGGCCGGGAUGGUGCCCUCCUCCCACACUCUGCUCAUCACCAACAGGGGAGAGAGGGGGGUCAGCCUAGAGUGCCUGUUCUCCAACACGGCGUUCCUGGAGGUGGGCUUCCAGCCCCAGGUGCUGCCCCCUGGCGGCAUGGUGGAGGUGCCCUUCACCUUCUACCCACGAGAGGCCGUGCGCUACCACGAGAAGGUCGUCUUUGAGAUCAACGACUGCGCCAAGCAGGUGGUGGAGAUCCUGGGCCAGGGCAUCGACAUGAAGAUCGAAUUUGAGGACCCCAGACACAAGGUGGUGAACCUGGGGGCCAUUCAGAUUGGCCAGAAGAGCAAGAGGUCGAUUCCAUUGGUCAACAACAGCCCGGUGGCCCUCACCUUCUGCCUGCUCCUCAGCCCCUCCCUGGAGGCCAUGCUGGCUUCUAAGGUGCUGUCGGUGAGCCCAGUGGGCGAGGUGACCCUCCGGGCCAGCGGGGGGCGCUGUGUGGUGGAGCUGCAGUUUUCCCCCAGGCAGCGCAUGGCCCCGUUCAGAGAGGAGCUGCAGCUGGAGUGCCUGGGCGCCGUACGCCCCCUGCUGGUGGUGAGGGGCAGCUGCCAGGCCGUGGAGGUCAGCCUGGACCAGGACUACCUGCCCUUUGGGGCCAUCGCACAGCGCUGCCAGGCAACCAGACGCAUCGUCAUGAGCAACACCGGGGACAUCGGAGCACGGUUUCAGUGGGAUGUGAGGAAGUUUGCCCCCCAUUUCUCCAUCAGCCCCACAGAGGGGUAUGUCUGCCCGGGGAUGGAGGUGCCGUUUGAGGUGACCUUUGCCCCCGUGGAGCUGAGCCAGGACCUCCGCUACGACAGCCUGCCCUGCAGCAUUGAGGGGGGGCCGCCCCUCAGACUCACCCUGGCAGGGUCCUGUGUCGCCUCCCCCGUCACCAAGGAGGUGGUGGUGUUUUCCUGCACAGUGCGCUCUCAGCAGACCCAGGCUCUGUCCCUGUCUAACCGGAGCAGCCAGCGCUGGACGCUGAAGCCCGUGAUCGAGGGGGAGCACUGGAGCGGCCCCCCCUCCUUCAUCAUCGAGCCCCACCAGCAGAACCAGGCCUACGACAUCACCUACCGGCCCCUGGUCAUGACCGCCGACGGCAAGAAGCACCAGGGCUCGGUGUUCUUCUCCUUCCCGGACGGGACGGGCAUUCUCUACACCCUGCUGGGUACUGCAGAGCCCCCCAAGGCCGCGGGCACCAUUUCCCACGAGAUGCCCUGCAAGACCCCCUACACCGAGCUGCUGCCCGUGCAGAACUGGCUGAACAAGCCCCAAAGAUUUAGAGUCAUAGUGGACAUGAUCAAACCGGAGCGUCCCGACCCCACAGUCACCUUGAAGGGGCUGGAUUACCUGGAUGUACCUGCCCUGGCCAAGAGGGACUAUAAGCUCUCCUUCUUCAGCUACAAAGAGGGCGUGUUCAACGCCAAGGUGACGUUCCGGAACGAGACCACGCAGGAGUACCUGUUCUACCUGGUGAACUUCAGGGCGACGGCAGCGGGCGUGGUGCGCACGGUGGAGAUGGUGACCACAGUGAGGCAGACGGCCGCAGCGUCGGUUACCGUGGAGAACCCGCUGCCGGCCACGGUCAGCUUCACCACAGAGUGCCGCUGUGCCGACAUCAGCGUACCGCCACAGCUCACCGUCCCAGCGCUGUCCACGGGCUCCCUGAUGUUUGAGUACCAGCCCCUGCGGGAGGGGGAUUGCAGCUCCCGGCUCACCCUGCACAGCGCAGAGCUGGGCUUCUUCCACUACGAGUUGCAGCUGAGGGCGCUGCCCGCCCCCCGGGAGAGAGCCCUGCACUUCCGAGCCCCGCUGGGCAGUGGCCAGGCCGUCUGCGCCAAGUUCACCAACUACUCCCGCGUCAAGACCGAGUACACCUGCAAGACGGACAGCCCUGACUUCACCGUGGAGAGGACGGUCUCCACAGCGGCAGGGUACCAGGGUGGGACGGAGGUCAGCGUGGAGGUGUACUUUGAGCCGUGUCAGUUGGGGGAGAGCCGCGGGCUGCUCACGGUCUCGUCCGGCUUGGGGGGCGAGUACGUGUUCCCCCUGUGUGGCUCCUGCACCCCUCCCAAACCGCAGGGUCCCUUCUCUGUCCGGGCCGGCUCCAGCAUCUCCAUCCCCUUCCGGAACGUCUUCCCCCAGCCUACCGCCUUCUCCUUCCAGGUGGAUAACCCCGCCUUCUCCGUCAGGGGCGCGGACUCCAUCCGGCCCAAGAAGACGCACAGUGUGCUGGUGUCCUUCGAGGGCGCCCCCCCCGGCGCCCACGGGCCCUGCAGCGGCAAGCUGACUAUUGCCAGCCCGCGGGCCGAGGGCCUGGGACAGGGCGUCUCCUGGGUCUUCUACCUGAAGGGCGUCAGCCCUGAACCCCCACAGCGGGACAAGACCUAGCGGCCCUCCACCUCUAAAACAUCCACCAGCCACACCCCCUAAACAUC